Molecule: messenger RNA, 1563 nt
Organism: Geodia barretti
Lineage: Eukaryota; Metazoa; Porifera; Demospongiae; Tetractinellida; Geodiidae
Source: the annotation of a GenBank genome assembly
AUUGCGUCAUUUGUUUAGAAGUUGCAGCGUGUACUGCUGAGAGUAUAUCCAUGGCUAGCUAUGUUCUCUAGCGUUUUUCCUUUCUUCAGACUCUCAUAAAACGGCAGCGAGAACUCUGCUCAACAUCAUUGGGAGAACGUUUCAUACAAAGUCUGACAGCUUUUACAGACCAUCUACCACGAGCAAUGUCUCUGACGGUGAAGGCGUUUCUGUACAGGCGGAGCUGGAAGGAGGAACCGACGGAGAUCCGUCGUUUCUCGCUCGACCAAGACGUCUCCACGAGCUACUCUUACCUCGUGCAAAAGUUGGCGCAGGUCUUUCCCUCUGUUUCCGCGGAAGAGAUCAUUCUGUCUUGGGAAGAUGCUGAAGGAGACUAUGUCAACAUCUCAAGCGACGAAGAGCUGGUGGAAGCUCUUGACCAAUUUGACGGUUCCAUCUUCAAAUUCACCUGAAAAAGAGAGAGAAGCCGCCGUGUUGUCCGCAGCCUGUUUUCUGCCCACUGCUUGCCAGCCCUCGCGACGGCGCCGGCCUCCCACGACAAACAGAGAGAGGAAGAGACAAUGGAGGAGCAGGUUCCGAGUCUGGAUCCCAGCAGAAAGCCGAGGCCCACACCACGUCCACGUUAGUCUGCGACGGCUGCAACUCUGAAUCUAUGGCGUGCGCUACAAGUGCCUGGGUGUGCAGACUAUCGAUCUCUGCUCCUCGUGUGAGAAGAGGGGAGAGCAUGUGGAGCAUAACAUGGUGUCAAUCAGUGACCCCCCAGAGUUACAAUCCCUGGGGGUUCCCUCACGGGGGGCGAUGCGGGGGUCCGUGGAGGGGGAGCGAGGGGAGGACGACACUAGUGGGGUCCGCAGGCAUCACGGAGGACCGUGGGCUCACGGAGGGCCGUGGGUUCCUCCGUUUUUCCUCAAACUUCCUCGAGGUCACGUGGGGUGGAGAGCCUGGCGCAGGGCAGCAGAACCCGCCCCACCAGGAGAGAAACCAGCUGGAGCCAAGCCAGAGGAGAUGGAAACAGAGGAGGGUGUGGGCUAGUCGGGGCAAACAGCGAAAGAGCAGCAACAGAGCUACACCUGCAGGACAUCGGGGAAGCCGUUUCCACUUUCCUUCGUCGUUUGGAGUCAAGGUGACGUGGACGUAGUGGAUGAUGAGCAGCCAAAGAAGACAGAGUCUCAAGCGACACCUCUGACCCUCCCCCUUCAGCCCCCAGUAAAGUCCUGAAGCAACACCCUGUAUCCAACCGUGGACGAUGCUAACCACCGCUGCCAGUGAAGGCAGGUCGGACACAUUGAAGCGGCACUGUCCAGUUGCAGGAAUGGGUUUGAUAACGAGGGGGGCUGGCUCACUGAGCUCAUGCAAGAGCAAAGGAGGUGAUAUUGGGCAAGGUUCUUCGAUGCCUAGCAUCCAGCACAGAGCGAAUGACCUAUCAUCUCACACACUGCUGACUUUUAAAACCUAUUUAGGCUUGGACCUCGUUGUCAGCAUUUAUAUAAGUCUAUUGUGUGGAUUCAAGAAUAAAAUGUAUGUCAGAUAAAACAUUGGCUGAAAGUAUAUAAUGUACGAGAU